Chanos chanos (milkfish) is the source of this 1080-nucleotide messenger RNA. RefSeq names its product FA complementation group F (gene fancf). NCBI's taxonomy places the organism in Eukaryota, Metazoa, Chordata, Actinopteri, Gonorynchiformes, Chanidae. The coding region runs from base 13 to 1080 and encodes 355 amino acids. Gene Ontology annotation, biological process: interstrand cross-link repair. The record is from RefSeq and is a predicted model, not a curated record. Gene Ontology annotation, cellular component: Fanconi anaemia nuclear complex. The transcript has a single exon.
ACAGGGCGCCACAUGGAGGAUAUCUGGAAGAACGUGGAGAGUACUUUGGAGCUUCUGGCUGUCUCACAGACUAAGUUUGUGAGUGAGUGGGAUGCACGGACCGUUGACAGAGCGUUACAGUGGGCACAAUACUGUGAACACAUAUACACGCGCUUCCAUACAAAUUCCGUCAUCAGAAAAGCGUUGGAGAAAUGCCUGCGAGAUACUAACGAACGACUGCGAAUAACGUUUGAGGGUUACCGGGAUAUGCCGUUCUCUGAUACGGCACAAUGCCGGCACAUUCUGUUAAUUACUUUAUUAAAAAAUCCUGCCACACCGAACUCUGUGAUCAAACUACUUUUUAAGAGACAUUUCGAGGCAAAUGGAGACACGGGACAAGACGACCAAAAUGCAGAUGUCGCCAGUCUCGUUCGUAUAAGGUCGGCUUGUCAAGUCUUAGGGACGGCCAAAUUCAGUAGAAACGUCCCUGGAAGUUUAGAGUUUGGAGCACAGGUACACGGUAAAAUGCUGCGACAACGUUUGGAUUCACUCCUCUCUUAUCCUGACAACGACGUUCUCGCGCGGAAUUUAUUAGAUUUUGUCCUGCAACAUAGCGGUGGAUUGGAUAACGUCUCUUACGUCAUAGCCGGUGCUGUCCUUUCGAAAAAUGACAUCAGUGGAGGGAACGUCACUGAAGACUUAAUAGUGGAUUGGCUACGAGAUCACAACGAUUUGCUCCUUAACAUGUGCCAGAGUUUGCCAGCGGGGCUUUUGGCCGAACUUAGUGAACGAUGUACAAAGUUCAGACUGGCAUAUUUAGAGAUCCUGAAAGAGUGGGCCUCACACUUGGAGUAUGAUAUCAUCAAAGAGCUUUGGCAACAGCCCCGUGAUGGCGGUGUAUCGUUUAAGACACUUGUUAACCGUUUUAGGUCCUUACUGGCCUCAAGUGCUUCUGUGAAAGCAGACACAGAGAAAGAGCUGGUCGACAUGAAAGAAGCUGAUGGUGGUUUUGAGGUGAUGGGGCUGAGUGUGUGGACGGACCUCCACCAGCAUUCACUCAAGGACUUGACACAGAGUCAAAAAGGUACCUCCUUGACUUAA